AUGUCGAUCCGUUUGGGGUCAAGCCUCGUCGCUGCUUCAGUCAAUUUCAAAAACUCGAAGAUUCUCUACAGUAAUCGACCUCGGAGCUGCAGGUUCUCCGUCCGGAGUUGCGUGUCUGAUUCUCACAAUGCGCAUAAGCUAGUUUUGGAAGUGAAAGAACGGCUUGCAAAAGAUUGUACUAGUCUCCCAAUUGGCAAAAACGGUAGAGAUGAUGAGGAAAUGAUCCUCUGGUUUCUGAAAGACCGGAGAUUCUCAGUUGAUGAAGCAAUUGGAAAGCUGACUAAAGCUAUCAAAUGGCGUCACGAGUUCAAGGUAAAUGAACUAUCUGAAGACUCUGUCAAACCUGCUGCUGACACAGGAAAAGCAUAUGUCCAUGGCUUUCUAGAUGUCAAAGGACGACCAGUUGUUAUCGUAGCUCCCGCAAAGCACAUCCCCGGGCUGCUUGAUCCAGUAGAAGAUGAAAAGCUUUGUGUGUUCUUGCUUGAAAAGGCUUUAAGUAAGCUACCAGCAGGACAAGACAAGAUACUUGGGAUAUUUGAUCUCCGUGGAUUCGGAUCUAAGAACGCUGAUCUUAAGUUCUUGACUUUCCUGUUUGACGUAUUUUACUAUUACUAUCCAAGCCGAUUGGAUGAAGUCCUUUUCGUAGACGCUCCAUUCAUUUUCCAACCAAUUUGGCAGUUCACCAAACCGGUUGUGAAGUCAUACGCUUCUCUGGUCAAGUUUUGCUCAGCAGAGACUGUGAGAAAGGAGUACUUCACGGAAGAAACUUUACCAUUACAUUUCAGGAGCUAA
Microthlaspi erraticum is the source of this 792-nucleotide messenger RNA. The record is from the annotation of a GenBank genome assembly. Lineage: Eukaryota; Viridiplantae; Streptophyta; Magnoliopsida; Brassicales; Brassicaceae.